UAGCCGUUAGUAAACAAUGGUUGAAGCCGUUGACCUCCGUUUCAUCUUCGUCUCCCUCCUCGUAUGGAUCUUCUCAGCUUUCUUCCUUAUUCCCUUCUUCUUCAAGAAAUCCGAAAGAUCAAACGUUCGUCUUCCUCCGAGCCCUCCGGCCCUACCCAUCAUCGGCCACCUCCACCUUCUCCUCUCGUUUCCGUUGUUCCAACCCCUUCAAAGGCUUACCUCCAAAUACGGUCCUCUCCUCCGUCUUCAAGUCUUCGGCUUCUCCAUAAUCGUCGUGUCGUCGGCCUCAGUGGCCUACGAGAUCUACAGGACGCAGGACGCGAACUUCUCGUUCCGUCAUAACGAAGUCAUCGAGGAUUCGAUCAUAUUCAGCAGUUACGGCUUCAUGACGACGACUCACAGCGAUUACUAUAAGUUCAUGAGGAAGCUCCUCGUCACCAAGUUGCUCGGGCCGCAGCAUCUGGAGAGAUCACGUCUUGUCCGGGGCGAAGAGCUGGAGAGAUUCUACGUUAAUCUGUUGGAGAAGGCGAGGAGGAAGGAGGGUAUUGAGAUGCAUAAGGAGAUAAUGAAGCUAACGAACAAUACCAUAUGCCGAAUGAUAAUAGGGAGGAAAUGGUCCGAGGAGAGCGGUGAAGCGAACGAGAUCCAGGACUUGGUUAUGAAGUCGAACGGCGUAUUGAGGAAGAUACUGAUAGCGAACGGACUCCGUUCCUUCAAGAGACUCGGGGCCAAGUCUUGGUUCGAGAAGGAGGCGAGGCACAUCUCUCAUAGAUACGAUAUGUUUCUCGAGAAGAUUCUCGUGGAACACGAAAAGAAUCCGAACGAAGAGCAGAAAGACAUCACGGAUUUGCUAUUGGAGGCUUAUCACGAUGAAAACGCCGAGUUCAAGCUCACAAGGAACCAUAUAAAGGCGUUUCUAGUGGAACUGUUCCUUGCAGGAACCGACACCUCAGCAGUAGCAACUCAAUGGACAAUGGCGGAACUCAUUAACCAUCCAAACAUCCUUGACAAGUUGAGAAAAGAAAUCGAGGGCGUUGUCGGGAAAAACAGGACGAUCCAAGAGACAGAUCUUCCCAACCUCCCUUACUUGCGAGCAGUUGUGAAGGAAGGGCUAAGACUACACCCGCCCGGAGCUCUCCUGCCAAGAACGUCGAAAGAACGUUGCAAGGUCCGAGGAUUUGACGUGUUUGAAAGAACGGCGUUUCUCGUCAACACUUACGCGAUAAUGAGAGAUCCGGAUUCAUGGGAAGAUCCCGACGAGUUUCGGCCCGAGAGAUUCUUGGUCUCCUCUUCCUCUACCGUGGAAGAGAAAGAAGAUAUCAAGGAGCAAGCUUUGAAGUACGUUCCAUUCGGAGGAGGAAGACGGAUUUGCCCGGGAAUAAACUUGGCUUAUCUGUCGAUGGGGAUGGUGAUCGGGACGAUGGUUCAUCAUUUCGAUUGGGAGAUCAUUGGAGACAAGGUUGACAUGGAAGAAACCGGUUUGUUCAACUUGACCAUGGCUCAUCCACUCGAGUGUACUCCUGUUGUUCGGUUCAACCGGUUCACUUCUAUCCCCUAAACCAUAAAUCCUAAAACCGGUAUUCGAAUAUGGGCAUCUUGUUUCCAACAAUUUCUGCCCAAUUAAAUAAGUCGUGACUGUGAUACAAAGCUCUUUACCAUCCACUGUGUAUCUUCUAUUGCUUCAAAAAUCCAGACUUGUAAUAAAGAUCUCCGUUUUUUUUUUU
Molecule: messenger RNA, 1724 nt
Organism: Tarenaya hassleriana
Lineage: Eukaryota; Viridiplantae; Streptophyta; Magnoliopsida; Brassicales; Cleomaceae
Product: cytochrome P450 705A5-like
Exons: 2
Coding region: 17-1558 (513 amino acids)
Cellular component (GO): membrane
Molecular function (GO): oxidoreductase activity, acting on paired donors, with incorporation or reduction of molecular oxygen, NAD(P)H as one donor, and incorporation of one atom of oxygen; iron ion binding; heme binding
Source: RefSeq, a predicted model, not a curated record